AUGUCUGGAGAAAAGUCUGUUGGUAUUGAUUUGGGUACUACAUACUCUUGUGUUGGUGUUUGGCAAAAUGACCGUGUUGAAAUUAUUGCAAACGAUCAAGGUAACCGUACAACACCUUCUUAUGUCGCCUUUACCGAUUCAGAACGUCUUAUUGGUGAUGCUGCCAAGAAUCAAGUCGCCAUGAAUCCUCACAACACAGUUUUCGACGCUAAGCGUUUGAUCGGUCGUCGUUUCAAUGAACCUGAAGUUCAAGCUGAUAUGAAGCACUGGCCCUUCAAAGUAAUUGAUAAGGAUACUAAGCCUAUUAUUCAAGUUGAAUAUAAGGGAGAAACCAAGACUUUCACUCCCGAAGAAAUUUCCUCAAUGGUCCUUAUCAAGAUGAAGGAAACUGCUGAAGCUUAUUUAGGUACCUCUGUUAAGAAUGCAGUCAUCACUGUUCCUGCUUACUUUAACGAUUCUCAACGUCAAGCUACUAAAGAUGCUGGUUUGAUUGCUGGUUUGAAUGUUCAACGUAUUAUUAAUGAACCUACUGCGGCUGCUAUUGCCUAUGGUUUGGAUAAGAAGGUUGAAGGUGAACGUAAUGUCCUUAUUUUCGAUUUGGGUGGUGGUACCUUUGAUGUUUCCCUCUUGACCAUUGAAGAUGGUAUCUUUGAAGUCAAGGCUACCGCUGGUGAUACUCACUUGGGUGGUGAAGAUUUCGAUAACCGUCUUGUCUCUCACUUUAUGCAAGAAUUCAAGCGUAAGUUUAAGAAGGAUAUCUCUGGUAAUGCUCGUGCUGUUCGUCGUCUUCGUACUGCCUGUGAACGUGCUAAGCGUACCUUGUCCUCUGCUGCUCAAACUACUAUCGAAAUCGACUCCCUCUUUGAAGGUAUUGAUUUCUACACCUCCUUGACUCGUGCUCGUUUCGAAGAAUUGAACCAAGAUCUCUUCCGUAACACAAUGGAACCUGUCGAGAAGGUCCUUCGUGAUGCCAAGAUUGACAAGUCCCAAGUUCAUGAUAUUGUCCUCGUUGGUGGUUCUACUCGUAUUCCUAAGGUUCAAAAGUUAGUCUCUGACUUCUUCAAUGGUAAGGAACCCAACAAGUCUAUCAAUCCUGAUGAAGCCGUUGCUUAUGGUGCCGCUGUUCAAGCUGCCAUCCUUUCCGGUGAUACCUCUGAAAAGACCCAAGACUUGCUUCUUUUGGAUGUUGCUCCUCUUUCCCUUGGUAUUGAGACCGCUGGUGGUGUUAUGACUGCUCUUAUCAAACGUAAUACAACUGUUCCUACCAAGAAGUCCGAAAUCUUCUCUACCUAUGCUGAUAACCAACCUGGUGUCCUUAUCCAAGUCUUUGAAGGUGAACGUGCCCGUACCAAGGAUAACAACUUACUUGGUAAGUUCGAAUUGACCGGUAUCCCUCCUGCUCCUCGCGGUGUUCCUCAAAUUGAAGUCACCUUUGAUGUCGAUGCUAACGGUAUCUUGAACGUCUCUGCUCUCGAUAAGACCACUGGUAAGUCCAACAAGAUCACCAUUACCAACGAUAAGGGUCGUCUUUCAAAGGAAGAAAUUGAACGUAUGGUGAAUGAAGCUGAGAAAUAUAAGGCUGAAGAUGAAGCUGCUGCUGCUCGUAUCCAGGCUCGCAACGGUCUUGAAUCUUAUGCUUAUAAUCUCCGUAACACACUUAAUGAUGAAAAGGUAGGCGGUGCCUUACCUGCUGAAGACAAAGAAAAGAUCAAGAAUGCUACAGAUGAAACUAUCAAGUGGCUUGACGAUUCUCAAGAAGCCUCCAAGGAAGAAUAUGAAUCUAAACAAAAGGAACUUGAAGAGAUUGUGAAUCCUAUCAUGAUGAAGUUCUAUCAAGCUAAUGGUGGUGCUGCCGCUGCUGGUGGUGCUGCUCCCGGAGGUUUCCCUGGUGCCGCUCCUGGUGGUGCCUCCACUGACUCUACUGAUGGUCCUUCCAUUGAAGAAGUUGAUUAAGUUUACUAUUCAUAUUUAACAUUUUUGUCAUAUAAUUUGUAUAUUUUGUGCUUUUUUUUUUAAUGUUUAAUACUCAUCCAUUUUACCCCCCCUUCUACAUCUUUUGUUAUAUAUACAUAUAUACUUUAUUAAAAUAAAAGAAUAUAGAAUUAAUUCUUAAUGU
Cokeromyces recurvatus is the source of this 2116-nucleotide messenger RNA. Its product is annotated as 70 kDa heat shock protein 3. NCBI's taxonomy places the organism in Eukaryota, Fungi, Mucoromycota, Mucoromycetes, Mucorales, Mucoraceae. Gene Ontology annotation, cellular component: plasma membrane; nucleus; cytoplasm. The record is from RefSeq and is a predicted model, not a curated record. Gene Ontology annotation, molecular function: ATP hydrolysis activity; ATP-dependent protein folding chaperone; heat shock protein binding. The transcript has a single exon. Gene Ontology annotation, biological process: cellular response to unfolded protein; vesicle-mediated transport; protein refolding. Bases 1 to 1953 code for a protein of 650 amino acids.